This is a messenger RNA of Procambarus clarkii (red swamp crayfish), 3873 nucleotides long. The record is from RefSeq and is a predicted model, not a curated record. NCBI's taxonomy places the organism in Eukaryota, Metazoa, Arthropoda, Malacostraca, Decapoda, Cambaridae.
CGCAGAGGCCUCGUUGCGUGCGGCCGAGCAGUACUGCGCACCUCCGACCCCAUCCCCCCACCACGACCCACCUCGUGCGCUGUUCUCUAACCGUGUGUGUGUAAAAACAAAAGCUAAACGGCGUUCGCGCCAGUAAGACGCGCCAGGCUGGACAAUAUAUAUAUAUUGCGGUGUAAACAGCAAGUUAAAAUAACUACGACGUGUUGUCUUCCACGUGGAUAAUAACAAGAGCCACGUGUGAAUUAUCCCUAGCGGCAAAGGGAGCGAGUGCUAUGUGUGAAAUAUGACUUCUUUUAACUUGUAAAACAACAAUCCCGUUGCCUGUGAAAGCUUUGUAAAAUCUAAGAGCUAGAAAGAUUAUUCUGAGUGCUGUACCACAGUGUUCUGUCUUACACUACCUGGAGAUGCCUCAUGUGCUCAUGAGAGCUGAACACCCAGGCUUAGUGAGGUGAGGACGUGUCCCAUCACAGCCCGUCCACCAGUGUUGGACUGGUGAGGUGUCCCAUCACAGCCCGUCCACAAGUGUUGGACUGGUGAGGUGCCCCAUCACAGCCCGUCCACCGGUGUUGGACUGGUGAGGUGCCCCAUCACAGCCCGUCCACCGGUGUUGGACUGGUGAGGUGCCCCAUCACAGCCCGUCCAACGGUGUUGGACUGGUGAGGUGCCCCAUCACAGCCCGUCCACCGGUGUUGGACUGGUGAGGUGCCCCCAUCACAGCCCGUCCACCGGUGUUGGACUGGUGAGGUGCCCCCAUCACAGCCCGUCCACCAGUGUUGGUGUACAUGUACCACCAAUUACAACCUAGCAAAACGAAGCCGUUUUUCCUGGCCGUCACGGCUGGCUGUCCCAGGGAGGGGACGGGAUUCCAUCCCACUACUGAGGCCCCUGGGACACUAGCUCCAUCCCAUCUUGGUGAUGGCGGGCGAUGAUAGCUCCUUGAUCCACCACACUACGGUGCUGAAGAUGGCAGUAGUGUGUGGAGUGGUCGCCCUCUUCCUCCUUCCCGCGUCGGCCGCGACGGCUCUGGGUGAUGUGGAGGCGCUGGAGGGGGAGGCGGAUUUCAGGUCGGUGCGUCUCCACUGGAAGUACCCGGCUGACGCUGGCCUCCUGAGGCACUUCGCUAUCACCUACUGCGAGGACCAGGCCUGGGGCAAGUACCGCUGUAAGAAACAGCUGCUGGAGGAGCGGGAGGCCAAGCAGAUGGCCAGCCCGGCCAGCAAGCAGCAGCAGCAGCAGCAGUUCGAGGUGGUUAUUAAGGGGUUAAGGAUGGCCACUAACUACACCCUGGAGGUGACGCCGGUCCUAGCCUCCGACCCGCCCUCCGUCCACCAUGAAGGACAGGAGCUUGCUAUCCGCACCAAGGGAUUUUCGGCGCGGGCUACUAUGUGUCUAGCCAACUCCAGUGUAGUGGAGGUGGAGACCGGACCCUACUUUGGUGGCAAGAUCUCGGUGGAGGGGACAGAGGACCCCCUGUGCAGGACGGAGGGCGUCCGAGACAGCUCCACCACCACCUACCAGUUGAAGAUCGACCACGACCGUUGCGGAAGCCAGGUCCACAACACCUCGGUGAUGACCUUCAUACUGGUCCAGGAGAACCUGCCCAUCCUCACCCACUCCACCAGGAGGUUCCUGGUCAUGUGCAGCUACAUCCCGGAGACCUUCACCGUCAGGGCCGGAGUGAGUCUCCCUGAAGACAGCAAUAAUCUGGACGACGAGACGGCGCCCGUCGACAACAAUGUCUUCGAGGUCGAUCCGUCCGAGCUGUUCGACUCCUCGAAUAAUCUGUUCGACUCUCGGCUCUCCGAGCAGGUCGGCAGAGCCCUCAAGAUGUCUGCUGAAGAAGCUAACAAAGAGCCGCAGAUGUGGGCCCACCUGGUGCUGAUGGUGAUCCUGGUGAUGGCAGCGGUGGUGGGGCUCUCCUGUGCCAUGUGGCACUUCGUCAGGCACGCCAGGGCACACAAUCGCCAAGGCUUCAUGUCGCCUCAGGAGGAGCCUCGGGGCCUGCAGGAGACCAGCUCGAUGGAAGCGGUUGUGCGGGACUACGGCAGAGGUGACCCAGCGCCUCACUGCCAGGAUCACCCCGUCGCUCUGGUCAGUGUGAAAGACGUGGCUGAGGAGACAGAGGCCUGAGGACUCGCCUCUACAGCGUCUUCGUCAGCACUGGAAAAUAGUGUCGGGUUUUCUCUUUUACCUUCUAUGCUCGUCUUACCCCCGUGUAGAGACAUGUUCCUUGAGUACAUCAUUUCGUGAAGACUUGUUGCAUCUAGUAACCUUGUUUAAAACAUUCUUGAUGUGUAAAUUGAUCUACUAAUUAGAAUAAUUUCUUGUAAACUCAUGCUCAGCAAGAUUGCUGUGUUAUUCAAGCUUGGACAAGAAUGUUUUCACUAAGAUAUUCUUAGUGUACGGAUGAAUGCCGCGUGUUAUUAUUUUAUCCAGACCUCGAGUCCAUCAUUCACCUUGUGAGUGAUUGAUUGAUGAAGAUUAAGCCACCCAAAAGGUGGCACGGGCAUGAAUAGCCCGUAAGUGGUGACCUUUUUGAGCCAUUACCAGUAUCAAGAGCUGAUACUGGAGAUCUGUGGAGGUGCGACUGCACCCUGCGUGACGGGAGAUGUCUCCCGUGAAUGUGUCCUAUUCACCUUGUACUGGUGAGGGAUAUAUAUACGGACUCACGCCAUGAUUCGAGUCCCUCGUGGUGCCCCGUAAGGGUUCCUCAGGGUGACCUUUGCUUCCGAGGGACUCACGCCGUGACUUGAGUCCGUGCUGGUUGUGCAGACGACAGUCUUCAGUCAAGGUCCUGGCUGUGAACUUUUGAACACUGAACACUGCAGGGAUGUAUCACAUAUUCUGAACACUGCAGUGAUGUAUCACAUAUUCUGAACACUGCAGCGAUGUAUCACUAUUCCAUGAUGGUGAAAUGCUUACAUUUAUACAACAAAUGCAGUAGACCAAUAUAGAAUGUAUUUUUACCAGUAAAUAACCAAUAUUUUAAGCAUUUUAUCCAUCUAUAGAAGAAGUAAUAUUGCUAUGUAUGGAGCUGAGAGAGAGUCCAGACUUCGAACCACGACCACAAACUCCUCCCGAGAAGCUCUAAACCCCCCAGAGAACUAACUUACCUAUCUAAGUCUCCCUUAACCUGACUUAGGAAACUUUCAAACCCAAACUCGGGCUUAUUAAGGAAGAUUAAGCCACCCAAGAGGUGCCACGGGCCAUGAAUAUAACCCCUAAGGCUUAUAUUAAUCGUGUUUUUUUUUUAAAUUAUGCUUUCGACAGACAUAAGGUGAGCUCAGACUUACAGUCUUGUGAGUACUCGUGAGAUGAGUGUACUUGAGUAAGUUGUUGUUGUUAUAGAUUCAGCUACUCGGAACAAGUUCCAAGCAGCACGGGCUAUGGUGAGCCCGUUUGGGACAGGUGUGUGAGGGUGAGGUGGUAGGGACAGCUAGGUGUCAAAUGAACAUCUGUACUAGGUGUUAAUUACAGAUAAAAGAUAAUGAUUCCACAAAUAUCACAGAGUUAAAUGACCUGUAUUGGUUACAGCGAGGAGGCGUGCGCACGCACACCCCACACACGCGUGGAUUUUGCGUGUGCUGGGGGUAGGGGGGGGGGUAGGAAAUGUUGCGUGUGGGUGGGUGUGUGUGUGUACUCACAAACACACCAUAGGAUCUGAGGCACUCUUAUUUCUUGGAUAACCAUGUUAGCAGAGAGAGAGAGAGAGAGAGAGAGAGAGAGAGAGAGAGAGAGAGAGAGAGAGAGAGAGAGAGAGAGAGAGAGAGAGAGAGAGAGAGAGAGGUAGUUAAGGGAGGAAACAAGCAAGAGAUACAGACACACGCAAGCUUAUAAUAUCUAAGAAAUGCUUACAAUUAAAAAAGAUCUAAU